GUGAACGGGAAAAUGACCUGGCAUCCCUGCUUUAUUCUGUUGAGAGGAUCUACAUCUAACGCUUUAACAAAAGGUGGGGUUGAAGUUUUCUGACAACUUUAAUCGCAAUUCAUAGGUAGACACCGUUUGUUAGUUUUUGUGAAUUUACGAGAAAAAGUUGAAACAUGAGUUCCACCGAAUUUAACAUUGGAAUCACCGACGAAAAAACAUCGAGCAGAGUUCUGAAGCCUCCAGGCGGUGGGCAUUCUGAUAUUUUCGGUUCUCCAGAAGUUAAAGCAAACCCUCCACGGCCGAAAUACAAUCAACAGAAUUCUUCCAAUAUGAAUUGCGUUAUGGGCACGGUUGACCCAAAUAUCAAAGUAGAGCAGAUACAGCAUUACCAGGUCGAAGCAGAAGCCUCCGUAAAUUCUGUACAAUUGAAGGCGAAUCAUUCGGAUCAAUCAAAAGAACAAGAUGCUUCGCAAUCCGCAGGAGGACGCGGACGUGUUCCUCCCGGUGGUUUUUCUUCAGGUUUAUGGUAAAAACUAGCUUAAAGCUCUAAAAUAUAUAAGCAAAGCACACUGCAUCACACCCUUUUAGGGCCCGCUGGAACGUCAUGCAUUUUGAAAUAUCUACCUGUUUAAUUUUAUCGUUCGCUAUUAUUCUUAUAUUUUACCUUUUCAAAACUUUUUAUUCACAAACUUCACUGUUAACCAAAGAACAUUACCUUAUUGUAUACGGUUCAUGCCAAAUCAUAUACCUAUGUAACAGCUAUGAUUUGGGAAACAGUACUUAAUAGCUCUUAUAACCGACAUUAUACAAGUGAUCUCGAUCGAAGCAUUUAAACUCCCCAUUACAUGUUUGUUCUCUUAGACGCUUUAGCAAGCAUAAUGUUGCAGCUCGAAAUAAUGUGGUGACUUAAAACCACGUCGAAUGAAUACUAUGUCAAAAAAAUUUCUUUUCGUGAAGUUGCAUGAUAAAUGCGUCCAAUUUCGGCGACACUUAAAAUUGAUGUGUUUAUUGUAAGCUGCCUGACAAAAGAACCAAUAUGAAUAAACAAAGCUUCAGUUCAAACUGAUAGCUUUUACCAGUUUC
Molecule: messenger RNA, 1074 nt
Organism: Wyeomyia smithii (pitcher-plant mosquito)
Lineage: Eukaryota; Metazoa; Arthropoda; Insecta; Diptera; Culicidae
Exons: 2
Coding region: 165-521 (118 amino acids)
Cellular component (GO): nucleus
Source: RefSeq, a predicted model, not a curated record